This is a messenger RNA of Cucurbita moschata (crookneck pumpkin), 1341 nucleotides long. Its product is annotated as prolyl 4-hydroxylase 1-like. Gene Ontology annotation, biological process: peptidyl-proline hydroxylation to 4-hydroxy-L-proline. Gene Ontology annotation, cellular component: endoplasmic reticulum. Gene Ontology annotation, molecular function: procollagen-proline 4-dioxygenase activity; iron ion binding; L-ascorbic acid binding. Lineage: Eukaryota; Viridiplantae; Streptophyta; Magnoliopsida; Cucurbitales; Cucurbitaceae. The record is from RefSeq and is a predicted model, not a curated record. The coding region runs from base 202 to 1320 and encodes 372 amino acids. The transcript is spliced from 14 exons.
GGCGUUACAAAAGAAAUCAAAGUUAACGCCAAAGAAGAAAGAAAAAAGAACAAGGAAUGCUCAAGGGAAUCAAUCCACUGUAGUGCAAACCGGUUUUUCAUUGGGUCCCUGAGCUGAUUACUUCUCACAUCAACGGCUUCUCCUAUCGCUCCUGAUUUCCUGAUAGUUUUCCCGCCGACUCAAAGUAUCGCUUCGGCUGUCAUGGCCUCCGGUCUCAUGAGGAUUGUCUUUGGUCUCCUAACCUUCGUCACCGUCGGCAUGAUCAUCGGUGCUUUGUUUCAAUUAGCAUUUAUAAGAAGGCUGGAAGACUCUAUCGGCACUGAGUUUUUAUCAGCUGGAAGGUUACAUAAAACUCAGUAUGAUGGCCAACGUCAAUUCCUUCAAGGCCUUCCUAAUUGGAUUAACGAUAAAGAAGCAGAAAUUCUUCGUCUUGGCUAUGUUAAACCAGAAGUAGUAAGCUGGUCACCACGAAUCAUUGUGUUGCAUAAUUUUUUGAGCUCAGAGAGAGGCAGACUUACUUGCAGACCUCCUCAACUUAUCAUCCAGCCACCACAGCUGGGUAUCGUGGAGUGCGACUACCUUAAGGCAAUUGCACUUCCUCGCCUUGAAAUUUCCACUGUUGUGGAUACAAAAACAGGGAAGGGAAUUAAGAGUGAUUUCAGAACGAGCUCUGGAAUGUUUUUAAGUCAUCAAGAGAGAAAUUAUCCAAUGGUCCAGGCAAUAGAAAAAAGAAUUUCUGUCUAUUCUCAAAUACCAAUUGAAAAUGGAGAGCUCAUUCAAGUAUUAAGGUACGAGAAGAAUCAAUUUUACAAACCCCACCAUGACUACUUUUCUGAUACUUUUAACUUGAAGCGUGGUGGUCAGCGAAUUGCAACCAUGCUUAUGUAUCUAACUGAUAACGUUGAAGGUGGAGAAACCUACUUUCCGAAGGCUGGUUCUGGCAUGUGUAGUUGUGGUGGGAAAACCGUCCCAGGGUUGUCAGUUAAACCAGUCAAAGGAGAUGCAGUGCUUUUCUGGAGCAUGGGAUUGGAUGGACAGUCGGAUCCUAAUAGCAUUCAUGGAGGUUGUGAAGUACUGGGAGGCGAAAAAUGGUCUGCCACAAAAUGGAUGAGGCAAAAGAGUACUCUGAUAUUCAAAGGUCACACUCCCAGAGGACCCCAAGAUGGGGACGCCAAAGUUGGGAGGCUUGUUGAUGGCGAUCAACAUCUCAACGCUGCCAAAGUUUCAUUGGGAGUUCUUGGAAUUAUUACACAGGUGAUCACAUCUCCCUGGUCUCUUCUUUUUCUUCUUAUUAGACCAUCAAAAUCCCUUUUCAAAUAAAAUUUAUAAAAAGGAUAGGAA